Rhopilema esculentum is the source of this 516-nucleotide messenger RNA. Its product is annotated as ankyrin repeat domain-containing protein 39-like. The record is from RefSeq and is a predicted model, not a curated record. Gene Ontology annotation, cellular component: BRCA1-BARD1 complex; BRCA1-A complex. NCBI's taxonomy places the organism in Eukaryota, Metazoa, Cnidaria, Scyphozoa, Rhizostomeae, Rhizostomatidae. Gene Ontology annotation, biological process: protein K6-linked ubiquitination. Gene Ontology annotation, molecular function: protein binding; ubiquitin-protein transferase activity.
AUGUGUGACCAUGGUGCCAGCUGCCAUUUUCAUGAUUCAGUUAGCAGUUCUGUUGCUCAGUCGCUAGAUGAGCUCGAGUUUCAACGGGGAAUCUGGCAGGCUGCGUUGGACAAUGAUUACGCUAGAGUCAAUGCCCUAAUUCGCAAGGGGGUUUCUCCGAACACUCCAGACACAUAUGGGUAUACGGCUUUGCAUUAUGCUUGUCGAUCAGGACAUGAACAAAUAGCAAUGCUGUUAUUAGAGAAUGGAGCUGAUCCCAAUGCAAAAACUGCAAGUGGGAAAGAGUGCCCGAUUCACAGGGCUGCCUAUCAAGGCCACGAAGCCAUUGUACGAUUACUUCUAAAGAAAGGUGCUGAUCCAACAAUUCAGAGCUCUGACGGACAGACUGCCUUGCACAAAGCUGGACAAAGAGACAAACAAGCGGUUAUAAAGAUAUUGCUAGAAGCCGCACCUGAUUUAGACAGCAUUCGCGAUAAUAAAGGAAAUACAGCUUUGACGUCUUCCGAGGAACGAUGA